Messenger RNA from Helianthus annuus (common sunflower), 1845 nucleotides. Its product is annotated as anaphase-promoting complex subunit 6. The record is from RefSeq and is a predicted model, not a curated record. Gene Ontology annotation, biological process: cell division. Lineage: Eukaryota; Viridiplantae; Streptophyta; Magnoliopsida; Asterales; Asteraceae. The coding region runs from base 95 to 1711 and encodes 538 amino acids. The transcript has 16 exons. Gene Ontology annotation, molecular function: protein binding.
AGUUAAAACACCUACUCCACUCACCUCCCGCUCUUUUCCCCCAAACCCUCAACCUCAACAAUUUCAAAACUCUGAACAAUCUCGAAGCAUCAAGAUGUUGGAAGAAGAAAUCGAGAAGCUUCGAGGAGUUAUUAGAGAUUGCGUUAGCAAGCAUCUCUACUCCUCGGCGAUCUUCUUCGCCGAUAAGGUCGCCGCCUUCACUUCCGAUCCGGCCGAUAUCUACAUGCAAGCACAAGCCCUAUUUCUUGGUCGCCAUUACCGCCGUGCUUUCCACCUGCUAAACGCAUCUCAGAUUGUUCUACGUGAUCUUCGCUUCCGUUAUUUGGCAGCUAAAUGUCUUGAAGAACUAAAGGAGUGGGAUCAGUGUUUGCAAAUGCUUGGAGAAGCUAAUGAGGAUGAGCAUGGGAAUUUCAGGGAUGCUAAGGAUUCUGAUGUCAUGUACUUGGAUAAAGAUACCGAAGAUCGUGAAAUUAAUAUAUCAUCAGCAAUAUGUUUUCUUAGAGGCAAGGCAUAUGAAGCUCUGGAGAAUCGUUCUCAGGCGCGAAAAUGGUUCAUGGCUGCAAUCAGAGCUGAUCCUUUAUGCUAUGAGGCUCUGGAAUGUCUUAUUGAGAAUCACAUGUUAACAUGUGAAGAAGAGAAAAGUCUUCUUUCAUCUCUGCAGUUUGCUCCAGAAGAUGACUGGCUUUCUUCAUUCUAUUCAUGUUUAAUAAAAAAGUACGAAAAAUCAGUUGUUGUAGAAGAGAAGUUUAACAAGCUUGAGAAUGAAGAUAUUAGCACAAAACCAUCAAACGAGUCAACGAUUUGUACACUAAAAAACAACACAGAUCUUUUGGCUUGCAAGGCUGAAUACUAUCAUCAAUGCGGUGAAUAUCAGAAAUGCUUUGAAUUGACUUCACUAUUGCUCGAGAAGGAUCCAUUCCAUCUUAAAAGUACAAUAGUUCAUAUAGCAGCAGCCAUGGAACUUGGACAUUCAAAUGAGCUUUAUCUUAUGGCUUGCAACUUAGUCAAGGACUAUCCUCAAAAGGCGAUAUCAUGGUUUGCUGUUGGCUGCUACUACUAUUGUAUCAAGAAGUAUGAUCAGUCACGGCGUUAUUUCAGCAAGGCCACUAGCUUAGAUGGAACAUUUGCUCCUGGUUGGAUAGGGUUUGGGAAUGCUUAUGCAGCCAAAGAAGAAGGUGACCAAGCUAUGUCAGGUUAUCGUACUGCUGCACGUUUAUUUCCUGGGUGUCACUUACCUACUCUGUAUAUUGGGAUGGAGUACAUGCGGACUCACAGCUUCAAACUUGCUGAUCAGUUUUUCAUGCAGGCGAAGGCCAUAUGCCCUUCGGAUCCACUUGUAUACAAUGAACUUGGAGUUGUUGCUUAUAAUAUGAAAGAAUAUAGUAAAGCAGUAUGGUGGUUUGAAAAGACUUUGCUUCACAUACCGUCACCUUUAAGUGAGAUGUGGGAAUCAACAGUGGUUAAUCUUGCUCAUGCCUUAAGAAAAUUGAAGAGAUACAUCGAAGCUAUCAUAUAUUACGAAAAGGCCCUUGCACUAUCAACGAGAAGCUUAAGCACAUAUGCUGGUUUAGCAUACACAUAUCACCUGCAGGAUAAUUAUACGGAUGCAAUUACAUACUAUCACAAGGCACUAUGGAUUAAUCCGGAUGAUCAGUUCUGCACAGAAAUGUUGACAUUGGCCCUUGUGGAUGAAAGUAGACAGGGUAUUUAAUCUUAAAUUUAAAAUAGAGGAAUGUGUAUUAUUAUUGUAUUAAAAAAACAAUUGUAGUGUAUUUCAGAUCUGUUUUCACUGUUGUAAAAAUUAUCAUGCCAAUAAACUUUAUUUAAAAGUUCCUUUGUCCCCUA